Messenger RNA from Erythranthe guttata (spotted monkey flower), 1419 nucleotides. RefSeq names its product RING/U-box superfamily protein. Gene Ontology annotation, cellular component: cytosol. Lineage: Eukaryota; Viridiplantae; Streptophyta; Magnoliopsida; Lamiales; Phrymaceae. Gene Ontology annotation, molecular function: ubiquitin-protein transferase activity. The record is from RefSeq and is a predicted model, not a curated record.
CACACACAUUUAUGCAACUUUCCAGGUCGUCGUCGUCGUCCUUUUCAGUAAAAAUCUCUCUCUCACGCAAACACACGCGCAGAGUUCUCUGCAAUUCCAGUCUCAAUUAAAGAGAGAAGAGGACAAUGAGCAAAGUGCCAGGUGGCAUCAGGUGGAUGAGAAAUAUAAUUAAAUAGAGAUGGGAGGCUGUUGUUGCUGUGCGUCUAAGAGCAUUAAUCUUAAUAGCUCCCCACAAUAUUUUCAUUAUCCAGUGUCAGAAGAGCAUGAACCGUUAUCAUCUCACAUUGCAACAGCCUCUGCUGCGAUUUUGGUCGAUACCAAUUUAGAUACCUCAAUCCCAGACACUUAUCACCCUCCCCCUGCACCUAUACCGUAUGAUACAUACGUAGGGCACCCCUCUACCCCAUCAAGCAAUCAAGAAAGGUCCGAUAACAAGACUCAACUGGUUUUACAAACCACCGCCGCCGCCACCACCACUACCAGUGAAGACACAAACUCCGGCGACACAUUGGAGACCAAGGUAAAGAACCUCGAGUCUGAUGAAAGUACCAAAAUAAAUGCCGAUUUGGAAGAAUCGAAAGAAGUGGAGGAUGAAAAGUCAGAUGAACUUAAAAAGAACAUUGAACCAAUGUUUCCACCGCUGCAAGACGAGGAAGAUAUCUGCCCCACUUGUCUUGAAGAAUAUGAUUUAGAGAACCCCAAGAUUGUCACGAAAUGCGAGCACCAUUUUCACCUUGGUUGUAUUCUUGAAUGGAUGGAAAGAAGUGACACCUGUCCUGUGUGUGAUCAGGAAAUGGUUUUCAGUCCGGCAAUAGGAGGAUAGCUAAUGAUUCUGUUUUUCGGUUAGCUAUUAUCACUCACUGAUAGGCAAAGCGACGGUUUCAUGGUACCUGUCACAACUUUAGUUGGUAGUUUUGCUCAUUUUGUCUCUUGACGUUUCUGUUUCAUUUGUUUUCUUUGAAAUUUGUUCGAGUUUGAAGAUUCAGAGUGAUUAAAAACCAAAAAAAAAAAAGCCUGAAAAAAAAAGUUUGAAGAAUUUUGGUUUAGAAGUGAGAAUCGCAUCGUAUCGCAUCGUAUAGGUUUUUUUUUUUUUUUCGUUUUCCUGUGUAUAUAAUACAUCAAAGGGGCAACAAAGAGAAGCAUUAGCUUUCCUCUGUUUUGCAGUGGUUUUCCUAUCCCUCCUUCGAAGCAUGUUUUUUCUCCAGAUGUUUUAUAUUCUACAAUUACAGUUUGUUUCGUCUUUAUGCGACAAUUGAUUGAAUCUUAGAUUUUACAUUUCGCUCGAAAAUCAGUAGGAUCGGAGUCGUAUUAGUGGUCUUGUUAAGCUUUUAUGCAGUAAAAAUAUAUUUGAAUGGAUUUAUUUGUACAAAAGUAAUACACUGGAGACCUGUGGAUAUCGGAUAUAGUUGGUUAAUGUAC